Messenger RNA from Penicillium canariense, 1827 nucleotides. Its product is annotated as phosphoribomutase PRM15. The record is from RefSeq and is a predicted model, not a curated record. Gene Ontology annotation, molecular function: magnesium ion binding; phosphopentomutase activity. The annotation marks the transcript as partial. Gene Ontology annotation, biological process: carbohydrate metabolic process; purine ribonucleoside salvage. The transcript has 10 exons. NCBI's taxonomy places the organism in Eukaryota, Fungi, Ascomycota, Eurotiomycetes, Eurotiales, Aspergillaceae.
ACGGAUGGCAUGAUCAGCAUGGCUCAGCAAUCGCUCUCGUCGCUGGUCCAAACAUGGCUGCAGUGGGACCAGGACCCUACGACUCGCGCAGAAAUAGAACACCUGCGCGAUACCAAUGACACGAAGGAGCUAGAGCUGCGCCUCCGGAACCGCAUCGAAUUCGGCACGGCCGGCUUGCGCGGCCGCAUGGCUGCUGGCUUCUCCUACAUGAACUGCUUGACAGUGAUCCAGGCGUCACAGGGACUCGCCAAGCAUAUUCGUAAUAAGCGCCCGGAGAUCGCCUCCAAGGGUGUCAUUAUUGGGCAUGACGCCCGCCAUCACUCUCACAGGUUUGCUCAGCUCGCUGCCAAUGCUUUCAUUGCGCAGCAAAUCCCUGUCAAGUUCGUCGACGAGUCAGCACCGACUCCCCUAGUUGCCUUUGGGGUGCACAAGUUCAAGGCUGCCGCGGGUAUAGUGGUGACUGCAAGCCAUAAUCCACCUCAAGAUAACGGUUAUAAAGUCUACUCCAGCAAUGGCGCUCAGAUCAACAGGCCCGAGGAUGGAGAGAUUGCACAGUCAAUCCUUGAGAACCUGGAACCAUGGCCAAAUGCCUGGGAGGAAGGCCGACAGCCUGGCGAGUACUUUGAUGAAGAAGCUCUCCAACAGAUCCUUGUCCCCUUCCAACGUCAAGUCAAGGAAUAUGCGAUAUCCACUGUGUCAGCGACAUACCCCCCUCAGCCAUUCGUUUAUACUCCCAUGCACGGCGUAGGAGCCAUCCGAAUUGGCUCUCUGUUGACCCAAAUGGGUAUGCAGGAGGGUAAAGAGUAUGACCUUGUGCCCCAGCAAGCGCAACCAGAUCCCAACUUCUCCACUGUCCAGUUCCCUAACCCCGAAGAGGCUGGAGCUUUGGAUCUCGCGGUACAGGUGGCGGACGAACAAAACAAAACGCUGAUAUUUGCCAACGAUCCUGAUGCGGAUCGAUUCGCAGUGGCUGAGAAAGUCGAUGGGAAAUGGUUUCUUUUCACAGGAAACCACGUUGGCGUUCUUUUGGCGUCCCAUCUUUUUGACGCUAUUAGCUCCGGUGUAGACACGUCGAAGAUUACGGUUCUGACGACGACCGUGUCAAGUGGGAUGCUUCAGAAGAUGGCGAAUUCCGCAGGCAUUCAAUUUAUGGAGACUCUCACCGGCUUCAAGUGGAUGGGGAAUGUUGCCCUGGAUCUGGAAAAGAAUGGGCAGACGGUGCCAUUUGCUUACGAGGAAGCACUGGGUUAUAUGUUCCCUGCCGUCAGUUAUGACAAGGAUGGCAUCACGGCCCUUUCGGUCUUCUCCAUGGCAGCUGCAAAGUGGAAAGCCCAGGGUUUAACCGUGUUCGGCAAGCUCCAGCAGCUUUUUGCAGAGUUCGGUCACCAUGAGACAUUGAACAAUUACUUCCGGUCUCCCAGCCCCCAACUCACUCUUGAGUUGUUCCGUGGUAUCCGGAAUGGCUCUUUCCUCUCUGGCAUGCAGUUCGGCGCCUUCAAAAUUUUACGAUGGAGAGAUCUGACUGAAGGAUAUGACACUGCUUCAUCAAAUCAUCAGCCUGAUUUGCCCAUCGACUCUACCAGUCAGAUGCUUACGCUGUGGUUGGAAGGUGGAGUGCGCUUCACACUUCGAGGCUCCGGUACCGAGCCGAAGGUCAAGUUCUAUAUCGAGAGCUGCGGCGAUUCUCGGGAAGAUGCCGUCCAGGGUGUGUGCGAUGCGUUCCUCACCAUUCUAAAGGAAUGGGUCCAGCGAUACACCCCGUCAAUGACUUACAACAAUGAGCUUUCUACGUCAUCGGGAUCUGUUUUGAAGGUAGACAAACAAUGA